CCAUGUUUCCACUCACCAGUUGACGGAUUGUCGUCAUGCCAAUUGCCAAGCUCUCCAGACUUUGUUUUAUUAUCUGCCGUAUCCCUGUUCUUGACUGUUUGCCUGACUGCUUGACCAAGACUCCGCCUGCCACCUCUUUGUACCUGCCUGGCUACUUUACAUCAUUCAGUUAUGUUACCGUUGCGUCGCAGCACCACAGUCGCAUUGUUUACACCACGGUCCAGAUGACUGCACUGAAGCCGGCAGCAUGGCGACCAGAACAAUAGACAUCCCUGCAGAAAUCCGGACGAGGACACACAGAGGAUGCAGAGGAGGAAUGACUCGAUGAGGGAAGAGAGCCGGGUCCAGACAAUGGAGACUGAUGGAGACGAGCGUGUCUCCCUUCUGUCAUCAUGGACAAUGAUUUCCAUCUACAUGAUCAUCACCGUUCUGGCAACAGCUCUGGGAAAAGGGCCUACUGAAUGCAGUUUCUUGGAACCUACUGGAGACCAUCAGUGUUUUGGAGCAGUGGGGCAGCCGCUGCUUUUUCAUCUGCCAAAUACAGCAGAUACAUUUAUUAAGUUGAUAAAGGAUAGCAAAUAUCUGAUUUUGAGAGCAGUCAAAAAUCAGACAGUGUAUCUGAAUGAGGAAUAUGUGAAUCAGUCUGAACUCUUCACCACUGGGACAUUCAACCUUGGUAACACAAUGAAGAGACACUCUGGAGAUUACCUGUUGGAAGAAUACAGAUCUGAUGGUGCUUUACUGAAAAAAGCUAAGGUUCAUCUGGAAAUACAAGCUCCAGUGUCAAACCCAGCUGUGUCUCAGAUGUGUUCAUCACCAGAACAGAUGGAGGUCAGCUGCUCCUCUGAGGGAGACGGAGUAGAGUUUAUUUUGACUUUGGACGGUCAGUUACUGAAACAUACCAGAGACCACAGUCUGUCUCUCAGUAACUGGGCGGCAAACAUGCAGUCACUGACUGGGAGUACAGCUGAACUAGACAAAUCCAGUGUAUCAAACGUUACCAUCAGCUUACAUGGUCAGCUGAGAGGAAACUUGACGUGUAGUGUUGCAAACAAUGUCAGCAGAAAUGAAACAGUUAUUCACCUCAAAAGCUGCAAAGAUUUUCGUUCUUCCUUCCCUGUUGUGACUGAGGCUGCGAUAGCUGGUAUUGUCACUCUCCUUUUCCUUGCGGCCUUGUGUCUUGGUAUAAUAAAUCAUCUUAACAAAUCAAGGCCCAUGGCUGUUAAUGAGGGUAAGUGAAAGAUGUUCUCCCAUGUCUUUAUCUGUCUCAAUAAGAACCAUACUGACUGAAGUUAGGUUACCACAGUUUUACCAUUUUACUCCCUACUUUUCAGAUGGCUUUUGUAUUACAUUCAUUUAAAACUAUGAAAAUAAUUUUGUCCUCUGUGAUAGGUUAGCACUUCAAAAUACAUUUCACAUUUUACAUCUGUUUUUAAUUUUUCUAGGUAACCCUGAAAAUGAAAUCAUCUACACAGAUGUUAGAUUGAUAAGAAAUAUGAAGAACACCAAACCCAACUCACAUCACAAAGCACCAUAAUUUUCUCCUGUCAUUAUCAAGUGCCUGCCAUUUUCUGAAUCCUGCCUGAAACCUCAUAUCUAACCCUUGAAAUAAAAAUGUGAUCAGGGAUCAUUGCC
Xiphias gladius (swordfish) is the source of this 1635-nucleotide messenger RNA. RefSeq lists its product as uncharacterized. The record is from RefSeq and is a predicted model, not a curated record. NCBI's taxonomy places the organism in Eukaryota, Metazoa, Chordata, Actinopteri, Istiophoriformes, Xiphiidae. Bases 304 to 1239 code for a protein of 311 amino acids. The transcript has 6 exons.